Nakaseomyces glabratus is the source of this 972-nucleotide messenger RNA. It is a transcript of the gene RHO4, whose product is annotated as Rho family GTPase RHO4. Gene Ontology annotation, molecular function: protein kinase binding; GTP binding; GTPase activity. Gene Ontology annotation, cellular component: cytosol. NCBI's taxonomy places the organism in Eukaryota, Fungi, Ascomycota, Saccharomycetes, Saccharomycetales, Saccharomycetaceae. The record is from RefSeq and is a predicted model, not a curated record. Gene Ontology annotation, biological process: small GTPase-mediated signal transduction.
AUGAUGCAAGUUGAUUAUUUCAGUGGCAUAGGUGGGAUUCCUAGAGGAGGUGGAAGAUCAAAUAGUCGAGUAUCCAGUACCACUCUACCCGAAUCAUUAGUCAGUGGCCAGUCUGAUGACACUUUGAAUACAUAUGGAGCAACAUCGUUAAAACUUAGUCGUAGUCGCAUAAAUCCAUUUGAUAGAACAUUAUCCCAAGUAGAGAGUUUUGAGCACAUGAAGAGAGCUCACAAAAUUCCUGACUACCAUUUAAAGAUUGUUGUUGUAGGUGAUGGUGCAGUUGGGAAGACUUCUUUACUGAUAUCAUAUGUGGAGAAAGUGUUUAAACAUGAGAAUAUACCGACUAUAUUUGAAAAUUAUGUGACAAAUAUACAAGGGCCAAAGGGGCAGAUAAUAGAAUUGGCUUUGUGGGAUACAGCGGGACAGGAAGAGUAUAGUAGGCUACGACCCCUUUCAUAUACAGGAGCAGACGUUUUGAUGAUUUGUUAUGCUAUAGAUAGUAUCACCUCCUUAAAGAACGUAGAAGAUGUCUGGUUUCCGGAGGUAAGACAUUUCUGCCCAGGUACACCUGUGAUGUUAGUGGGAUUGAAAUCAGACUUGUAUGAAGAAGAAUCGUGUGAUAGUAAGGUUGAUCCAGCUGAGGCGGAUUCCAUAGCGAAGAAGAAUGGCGCAUUUGCUCAUAUUCAGUGUUCCGCGAAAUUGAGGGUUAAAGUGGAUAAUGUGUUCUACGCUGCCAUCAAUGAGCUACUUGCUGAGCAGUUAAUUAGUCAAAAUCAUAAUGCCCCAAUUCUCAAAAGUAUUUUUAAAUUAAAGAAGCUUAAACUUAGUGAGCCUAUUGAUAUUGAGGAGCAAUAUUAUGAUGGGGAAAAUGGUGGUGAUGAUAAUGAUGGUAGCUCUUCUGGAAAUGUUGCUGCUUUACCAAGUACUAUUGUUAAGAAAAAUAUAAGGAAAUCGAAAUGUAUCGUAAUGUAA